Molecule: messenger RNA, 5135 nt
Organism: Cicer arietinum (chickpea)
Lineage: Eukaryota; Viridiplantae; Streptophyta; Magnoliopsida; Fabales; Fabaceae
Biological process (GO): protein phosphorylation
Cellular component (GO): plasma membrane
Molecular function (GO): protein kinase activity; ATP binding
Source: RefSeq, a predicted model, not a curated record
CACUUUGUAUAUUCAAAUUAAUUGUCACCUACAUGCCUCCCUUAUAACUAGAGACUCUAUGCUCUUAAUGAAGUUCUUCUGCUUAACAAAAUUUUCCAUUGGUAAUUAAUAAGCUAUGUGAAGCUACUGGCUCUUAUAAAUUUUACCACAUAAGAGUUUAGAUAAUAAGAGGUUGAAUCAGAAUAAGUCAUGGCUAUUGAACCACAGCAUGUGAUGGUGAUGCAGGAUGCAUCUAAACUAAAUUUGAAAGUAUUUUCUUGGGUUGUAAAUGGCUUAUCACUCAAGCCAACAGAUAUGGUCACCCUAUUUGCAAUCCUGCAUGAGGUUUAUAAUCCUUUGGGUUACAAAAGCAAAUUGGACAACAAAGCACUGGCUGGAGUAAACCAGCGGAUCAUUGAGGAAGAACUUGCAAGAAAGAAGGAAGAGUUUCUGAAUCAUGAGGAUCUUGCAAAGAUUGCUAAAUUGUAUGACUCAAAUGAGGUGGUAUUUAAGGUACAGUUGUUUGCAGGAUCUUCACCGAAAAAUGUUGCUAUAGAAAAUGCCAUAAAACUAAAGGCAACUUGGAUGAUACUUGACAGGCAAAUGAAGAAAGAUGAGGAGUUAUUCCUGCAGAAGCUUUCUUGUGGUGUAUCUAGAGUGGUGGGUAAAACUCACAUAGUACGUCUAAGAGGACCACUAGAUGUUGCAGUUGAAAUACAAUGUAACAGCCAUGAAUCAUAUGCUGAAAGUUUACCAGAAAGUACAUGUGGAUGUGGAGAUGUUUCCAACAUUGGUUUUGUCCCCAAAAGUCCAGUUAAUGAAGAAGGGGUAAGCCAGAUAGAUUGCAUGCCCUAUAAGGAUGAAGGGUGCUCAACAUUCACUCCUAACAGUAAUAAAAAUGAUAAAAACAGUAACCAAAUCACAGACAAGCAAUGCCAUGAUCAAGAGCAUAUUGAUGAAAUGAUGAUUAACAAUGAUGAAACAAAAGAUCAUGAGAUGAUAAUUUCUCAUGAGGGUAUAUUAGAUGAACAACAAGAGAGAACCAUUUUGGAAAACUCAAUGUGUUGUUCUAUAUGCUCUAUCUGCAAAACUAGAAGGCCCAAUAUCGAAUGGCGAAAAGAAUUCAGUUAUGAAGAGCUUGAAUCAGCCACAGAUGGAUUUUCAUUGAAGAACUGUCUAUCUGAAAGUGGAAAUCAAUUUUCUACUUUCAAAGGAAAAUUGGAGGGAGAGGUGAAAAUAGUUGUUAAGCAGCAUGAAAUAAAAAAUAUUCAAGUAAGGGAAAAAAUGAAGUCAGAAGUUCAAACAAUCCUCAAAGUUAGACAUAACAAUGUGGUCAUGCUAUUGGGUUCAUCUACACAAGAUUGUUUCAUGUUGACUGUAUAUGAGUUUGCAUGCAAUGGUUCCCUUGACAUGUAUCUAUCAAGGGAAAGGUGCAGAGCAUUGACCUGGAGUGAAAGGGUGAGAGUAGUAAUAGGCCUCUCAAGAGGUCUAAAGUACCUACAUGACAAUAACAUUAUUCAUGGCAAUAUAAAGCCAAGUAAUAUUCUUCUAACACAUGACUUCAAUCCACUGCUUGGAGAUUUUGACCUUGGGAAAAAUCUGGAACCGAAGAAUUCCUUGAAUAAUAAAAGCAUAGGGAAUUCUGAAUACAUAGCACCAGAGUAUGAGGAUAAGGGGAAAGUAUCAAGUAAAACAGAUGUAUACUCUUUUGGUGUGGUUAUUUUAGAGUUGAUUACAGGACGCAAAGCAGCAGAUAAAAUAUCAGGAGACAAAAAACUUGUUGCAUGGGCCAAACCUCUUCUACGAGGAAAGAAGUACUCAGAACUGGUGGAUCCUAUAAUAAGCAACACAUAUGAAGAAGAACAACUUCGCUGGUUGGUAAAAGUAGCAGCACAAUGUCUCAAAAAGAAGCCUAAAGAAAGAUUUUCCAUGAACAUGGCUGUUUCUGCAUUACAAGGCAUAGCAGAUGGCGAACAAUGCCACAUUACAGAAGACUUAACUUCAGAUAUAUUACAAAGCAUACCAAACAGAAAAGAAUGCUACAUGAAAGGGGACUUUCCUCCUGUUGUAUCAGUCAUAAGUGAUUCACAAGGUAGCAAAGACAAUGUAGGUCUAAAAGAAACUGAUCACCAGAGUCCGAAAGAGGAGCGGACGGAGAGCGUCUCCUUUGAGAAGGAAACAAUAAAAGUUGAAAACAAUCAUUUUUACAUGAUAGACCAGCAAAACUCCGAUAUAUUGAGGCAAAUUAAUGAACACGUGAUUGGUCAUGAUCAAGAAGAGGAGAAGAGCUUUGCUCAAGUGAAAAGAGGUUUAAUACCGGCACCUAUUUGUGGAAUGAUUGUUCAAACAAACCUGAUCAAUGAUAAAACACAACGGCAGAGUAGCUUCUAUGAGAAUUUACAUGAUGAACAUCAAGACAAAAUCAUUUUAGUGAACCCAAAAUCCUCCGCAUGCUCUAUUUGCAAAAGUAAACGACCGAAAGUUGUGAGGAUGAAAGACUUUACUUAUGAUGAACUUCUAGAAGCUACUCAAGGUUUUUCAGCUGAGAACUCUUUGUCAGAAAAAGAAGAUGGGCCUACUUUCAAAGGCAUGCUAGAGAGUAAGGUGAAAAUAGUUGUUAAGAAAUAUCAAAUUGCUAGAUCUCAAGAAGAGAAGAUAUUCAAGUCAGAAGUCCAGUUAUUCACCAAUGUUAAACACAAAAAUGUGGUCAUGCUAUUGGGGUUAUGUACAGAUAAAAGUCAAUUGAUGAUUGUUUAUGAACAUGUAUGCAAUGGUUCUCUUGACCAUUACCUAUCAAAGGGAAAUUUCCAGUCAUUGACAUGGAUGGAAAGGGUGAAAGUAUCAGUAGGUACUGCUAGAGGUUUAAAGUACCUACAUGGGAAUAACAUAAUUCAUGGAAGUAUAAAAGCAAGUAACAUCCUUCUAACACAUGACUUUGAACCACUGAUUGGAGAUUUUGGCUUAGGAAAAGUGAAACUUGAGCCAAUGAAGUCCUACAAAGAUAAAAGUGCAAGAGAUUUUGGUUAUACAGCACCUGAGUAUCUGGAGAACGGGAAACUAUCAACUAAGACAGAUGUGUAUUCCUUUGGAGUUGUUCUUUUAGAACUUAUCACUGGCCGGAGGGCAACGGAUAAAUUACCGGGAGGCAAAAGCCUUGUUGGAUGGGCAAGGCCACUACUGGGAGGAAAGAAGUAUCAUCAGUUAAUGGAUCCAAAAAUCAGUAAUUCCUGUGAAGAAGAACAGCUACUAUGGUUGGUCCAAGUAACAGAAAAAUGUCUCAAAAAGAAUCCUAAGGAAAGAUAUACAAUGAACAUGGUUGUAUCUGCAUUACAAGGAAUAGCAGAAUCAGAUGAAUGUUGUGUCGUUGAAGAAGAAUCUCCAAAAAACUCAUAUUCACCAAACGAUGAAUUGUCUAUGCCUAAGACUAGUUCACAAGGUGAAAUGAUGGCCGAACUGGUACCCAGAGAACAAGAACAGAUUGACAGAAACAGAUACAAAGCAGAGAUAAGCUUCAGAACUUCAAUUACAAGCAAUGACAUGAUUGACCAGAUAAACCCGGAUCAACAGAUCGAGGAAAAUCAUCAACAUUAUAAAGAAACCAUCCACUUAGAAAAGAAUGGGAUUUUCUUGAAUCAGAAUCAAGGAAAAACCAUUUUGGAGAAUUUAAAGUCUUCUGUAUGCUCAAUCUGCAAAAGUAGGCGUCCAAAUAACAGAUCACAAAGGAAAUUUACAUGGGAAGAACUUGAAGAUGCUACAGAAGGAUUUUCAAUAAAGUAUUCACUAUCUGAAGGUGAAUAUGGACCUGCAUUUAGAGGUCAGCUUGAUAAUAAGGUGAAAAUAGCUAUUAAGAAAAUUCAAGUCACAAGCUUGCAGGAAGAGAAGAUGUUUAUGACAGAAGUCCAGUUGCUCGCAAAUGCUAGACAUGAAAACAUGAUCAUGCUUCUCGGUUCGUGUAUACGAGAAAAUCAAUUGCUGGUUGUAUAUGAGUACGCAUGCAACGGUUCCCUUGACCAAUACUUAUCAAGAAAAAAUGGUAGGUCAUUGAAUUGGAGAGAAAGGGUGAAAAUAGCAAUAGGUUUAUCCAGAGGUCUGAAGUAUUUACAUGAGAACAACAUAAUACAUGGAAGAGUAAAACCAAGUAACAUUCUUCUAAAUCAUGACUUUAAACCAUUGGUUGGAGAUUUUAUGUUUAGAAAAGAAAGAAGUGAAUUGAAGAAUAGCCACGAAGAUAAAUGUGUUAGGAAUUGUGGAUACACUGCACCAGAGUGUUGGGAUUGUGGAAAACUAUCAACAAAGGGAGAUGUGUACUCUUUUGGUGUCAUUCUUUUAGAGUUGAUUGCUGGCUGUUUGAUUUCAGAUCAAAUACCAGGACAUAAAUGUCUUGUUGAAUGGGCAAGGCCACUUCUUGGUGGAAGAAAGUACCUACAGUUGGUGGAUCCCAAAAUCAGCAGUUCCUAUGAUGAAGAAGAACUUGCUUCAUUAGUCCUAGUAACAGAAAAGUGUCUCAGAAAGAAUCCCAAGGAAAGGUUUACCAUGAAUAUGGUUGUCUCUGUAAUGCCAUUUGUAGUUGAUAGCAAUGAAAUUUAUGUAAUUGAAGACUCUUCUUCAUCAGAAAAAUCAAAUGAAGAAUGCCGCGAUUCAUAUGUAGCAAGCUCAAAAGUUGAAGAGGAACUACAAGAUGAAAACAAAUUAGGCACAAAGAUUGGUGAAGAAAGAGAAGACAAUAUAGCAUGUAGUAGAAAAAACAGUGAAACAGAAAGCACAAGCCCCAUGGUAUUUCAAGAUGGGGGAAGUUGUGAAUCUUAUGGUGGAGCUAGAGACUUUUUUCUCCAAGGUGCUCAAGAAUAUAUAGCAUGUGAAAUUUUUUUUAGCUUGUGCAAUUCAAUUUAAGUAUACAUUUAUUGUGUUACAAUCCAUGAAAGUAAGACAUUGAAUGAAUCAAACACACAAAUGGAGCCAUAUACAAAAUUAAAAUGCCAUUUCUGAGAAUGUGUGAUGUAUAUUGAUAUACCCUCUUUUGGAGUUUGAAGGGGAGCGAAAGGGAGUGCUUUGGGGAGAGUGGAAGAGAGGGAAAUAGAGAGAAAUAUUUUCAUUUAUUUGAGAAAUUGAUUUUGUAAACAAUGAUAAAAGAAUGCUUAUGAUUAAUAUAUUUUUAA